Molecule: messenger RNA, 1035 nt
Organism: Arachis ipaensis
Lineage: Eukaryota; Viridiplantae; Streptophyta; Magnoliopsida; Fabales; Fabaceae
Source: RefSeq, a predicted model, not a curated record
AUGAAGGAUUAUACCAUCCAUAGAGGUGUAGACUAUAGGGCGUUUGAGUCGGAACCGACGACAUUCUAUGCUAAAUGUACACAAUAUGGUGCAGGUUGUGAUUGGCUGAUCAGGGUUACCAAAAUACAGAAGAAGUACUGUUGGGAGAUAAGGAGGUACAAUGGUAGUCACACUUGUACCAGAUCUAGUAUUUCUCAAGACCAUUCGAAACUGGAUUCCAAGACAGUUGCAGAAGCAAUUAAGCCAUUGGUAGAGAUUGACCCAUCUAUAAAGAUAAAAUCAGUCAUUGCGAAAGUACAGUUGAAGUUUAACUACACCAUCAGUUAUCGCAAAGCAUGGUUGGCAAAGCAGAAGGUGGUGGAGUCAAUCUUCGGAGGUUGGGAAGCAUCAUACGAAGCCUUGCCUAUAUGGUUUGAGGCUAUGUGUCACAAGGAGCCGUCAGCGGUGGUUCACUUCGAAACAAUGCCUGCGUACCAGGGGGAUGAUUUGGUUCCUGAUAUCCGUGUACUGCACCGAGUCUUCUGGAGUUAUUAUCCUUGUAUAAGGGCAUUCAGACAUUGCAAGCCAGUUGUGCAGGUGGACGGGACUCAUUUGUAUGAAAAAUACAAGGGUUGUUUAUUGGUAGCAGUUUCACAAGAUGAAAAUAACAAUAUUGUACCUAUUGCAUUUGCCAUAGUGGAGGGAGAGACUUUUGAGGUGUGGUACUUUUUUCUAAGUAACUUAUGCCAACAUGUGGUGACACGCGAUGGUGUAGGACUUAUCUUUGAUCGACACGAUUCCAUCGGGUCAGCUAUUGCUCGCAGUAAUGAGGCUUGGUCUCCUCCUAGAGCUUUCUAUAUGUUUUGUAUAAAGCAUAUUGAGUCGAAUUUCUUGAGGAAGUUCAAGGCACCUUACCUGCGGAAGCUUAUCGUCAAUAUCAGAUAUUCAAGGACGAUUCGGGAGUACCAAAUGCGCUAUGAACGACUACGCGAACGGGGUGAGGCUUACACCAACUGGCUUGGCCGGAUCCCAUGUGAGCAGUAUGCUUUGGCAUAA